Messenger RNA from Darwinula stevensoni, 546 nucleotides. The record is from the annotation of a GenBank genome assembly. NCBI's taxonomy places the organism in Eukaryota, Metazoa, Arthropoda, Ostracoda, Podocopida, Darwinulidae.
GUACGGCUUCACUCGGGUCAUGAGCAGUUAUUUCUUCGAGGACUCGAGCGAGGGCCCCCCGCACGACGAUAACUACAACACCUUGGACGUGAUAAUCAACCCGGAUGGGACCUGUGGGAACGGGUGGGUGUGCGAGCACCGAUGGGGGCCCAUCGCCCAUAUGGUGGAGUUCAGGAAUGCGGUGGCGGGGACGGAGAUGGGGAAUUUCUUCUUGGAAGGGGAUCGGGUGGCUUUCUCUCGGGGCGACAAGGGAUUCUUCGCGAUGGUGAAGUCGGGCUCCAUGGAGGGGAGCUUCCAGACCGGGAUGCCGGGGGGUUCGUACUGCAACAUCAUCGACGGGUGCGCGACGCAGGUGACGGUGAACGGGGACGGGACGGCCCAGAUCCGGAUCACCAACGCCGAGGAGCCGAUCCUGGCCAUCUGCGUCGGGUGCACGGGAGACAGGCCCACCCCUGACCCAACUGCCACGACGAUGUCGACGCAGCCGACCACCCCGGGCCCCACCGAGCCUCCAAUCACGGACGGCAUCCACCGCACGGUCGUCUU